Messenger RNA from Cladocopium goreaui, 7119 nucleotides. The record is from the annotation of a GenBank genome assembly. NCBI's taxonomy places the organism in Eukaryota, Dinophyceae, Suessiales, Symbiodiniaceae.
AUGUCAGGAGCAUGCGAACACCGAUAUACAGGCCUGCUUGCAGAAAACUACAUCCGAUUGGAUGCAGAAUGGAAGGAGACGGUUAACAGCAAAAGAGCGAAGAAAACUGCUCGAAUGCGACCAGGAGACUGGUCCAUGGCAGAGCCAUUGAUCCAAUUUCAAGUCGCGCCAAACAUCAGCCCUCCAGCCGUCACGCUGGGUGCCGUGGGCGCCGUGGGCGCAGCAGCGGGUUCCCGGCCGCGGCGAAAGCGGAGUGGUGCCCUAGGCAAACGGCUGCUUUCCUGGCGGCAACGCUUUAGCAGGCCGCGGCGUCAAGCUUUUGCGCCCUCCACAGCCAACCAAGGAUCCAAUGGUGCUAAGACGGCGGCAUUGGUCCUGCAGGUUUGGGAGGUCUCCGGAGAGGCCCGAUCCCUGCGAAUCGCCAUGGAUUCUGGGGGGUCGCUGAAGUAUUUCAGCGGCGAUGACUGCGAUCACAGAGAAUACAAAAGAUGGAAGCAGUGGGCACAGAACAAAAUUCUGGUCAUGGAUCGCCUUCCCAAGGAGGCACGUGGUGCGUUCAUUUGGACGCUUCUCCAGGGGAAGGCACUGGAAGUAGUUGAACACCUGACACCUGAUCAAUACCAGGUGGAGGGAGGAGAGAAGGUCAUUUUCGACCUUUUGGAUGCCCGAUGGCCCCAGAAGGACAAGUCCGAUGAGAUUGGGGAGAUCAUAGCUGAGAUCUUCACCAUGAAAGGCAAGGACACUGAGACCUUGCGCCAGUGGUCGGCGAGGGCUCGAGAAGCCUUCGACCGUUGCCGCAGGAAAUGCGGCGUAGACUUCCCAGAAGAGGUCAGAGGCUGGGUGCUGCUUAACUGCAGUGGCUUGACGGAGCACGAGAGGGCCGUUGUUUUGGCUCGUGGUCAAGGCAACCUCAAGUUUGAUGCUGUCUCUCAAGCGAUGCGCAGCUGUUUUCCUGAGUAUGUCAUCUCUCGUCGCAAAGCUGCGGGAGUCCAUGUGGUGGAAGAAAUGCCUGAUGAGUUUGAUCAGCAGGCCUCAAGCUCUAAUGCAGUAGCUGGCUUCGAAGAUGUGGAGCUGCUGUUGGCCGAGCAUGGACUAGUUGAUGAACAUGCUAGCUCUUCUCUGGGCCCUGAUGAGGAAUGGGAAGAGUCUGAAGCCGCAGAAGUACUUGCGGCCUCCUGGAAAAACAAACGUGCUGAGCUGUCAAAGCUACAGAAGAGUCGCCGUUUCAAUCAAGCCAAUGAUCUUCGUAGAGCCUUUCGUGUAGAGGUGGAAGAGGUUAAGAAGCGGUCCAAGUGCUUCAAGUGCAACAAGUUGGGGCAUUUUGCCCGAGAGUGCAAGGCUCGUGGUGCCCCUAGCGCUUCAACUGCCUCAGCUGGUACCUCUGGGAAAGAUCAUGCGGCAGGUAUGGUCUCUGUCGUGACUGAUGAGAAAGAGCACUUCAUUUGUUCGGCAGGAUAUGAGCUGGAAUGUGAACAUGCGACAUGUCAUGAUGUUUGCCUGGUGAGCUCACCCGGCUUUGCUGUUUUGGACAGUGGAUGCGGUAAGACCAUUGUAGGAGAAGACACCCUACAUGAUUUUCACUGCAUUUGGAAAGCUCAUGGUGUUCGAGUCCCUGCUGAACGCGCUGAGACCAAUACUUUUAAGUUUGGCAAUGGUGAGCGUGAAGUGUCUCAUAGGAUGAUCGAUAUGCCUGUGUACAUAGCUGGUAGAAGAGGAGUAGUUCGUGCAGCAGUGGUGAGAGGGUCAGCCCCCUUGUUGUUGUCUAGAGCUGCUCUGAAGACUCUGCAAGCCCACAUGAACUUUGAUCGAGAUGAGCUGACGUUGUUCGGCACUGAGACAGUGCCAAUGCUGGUGAACGAGGCUGGUCAGUACACUGUGAAUGUCUCCAAGUUUCCAGGUCAUAGCCCAAUCAAUGCUGACUCCGUAGCACCCCGUGUGUUGUCCGCUGAUGCGUCUGAUGACUCAGAUGAGAGCCAUGGAGUGUUCACGCCAUGUCACACCCAGUGUCCAAUUGAUGUCAAGCAUCUCAUGCCACAUAGGGCCUUUACCGAGAACGAAGUCUGCCUGACGCAAUGGACGCCCAAGCAGCACCGUCAGCUGCUUCACAGAUCAGGUGGAGACCUUAUCCGAAAGCCAACCCGACUUUUGUUGUCUCACAGUGACAUGUGCAGCCUGAGUAGGAAGUGCCCGGGGAAUGCAGAUCCGAAGCAUGUCCAACACCAGGUGAUAGCUGGAUCAGUCCCUCAAGUAGGCUCAGUUAGCAAGUUUGCUGGCAAAUAUCCCACAGCCUUUGUCAAGAGCGUGCUUGCCACGGUUCCGGAACUGCAGCCCCAGCCUGUGCUAGUAGUGCAGUCAGAUUGCUCGCACGAAUGCCUGGUAGCAGCUCGUUUAGAUGAGCUCAAUGCUGAAGAAGGGUCUCAACUCCGGAAAAGCCUGUUGAAAUUGCAUUCCAACUUAGGACAUCCGCCCAAUCAACAGUUGUUGAGAGUGCUGAAGCAUGGAGGUGCUUCUCCAGCAGCCUUGCAAGCAGCCCGAGAGCUGACAUGCGAGCAGUGCGUUGCCAAUGCACAGCCGAAGUUGCCACCACCAGCCCAAACACAUCGCACCACUGAAUUUAAUUCCCUGGUAGGUAUCGAUGUUAAGUACUUGACUGGAUGGACCACUAACCAAAAGAUUCCUGCUCUUAAUAUGAUUGACUAUGCCAGUAGUUUGCAGGUGAUGGUGCCGUUGUUCAAAAGAGAGACGUCUGAGUUGAUCCUCAACACGUUUAUGGAGCGAUGGGUCUCUUGGGCAGGCAUGCCGACUGAAGUGGUAUGCGACCCGGCCCAGCCAAACGUUGCUGAUGCCCUGACAGUCCCUCUUGAGGAGAACGGUGCUCAGAUCAAGAUCACGGCAGCCAAUGCCCAUUGGCAGUUAGGCAAAACUGAAGUGCAUGGGGGUUGGUUUAACCGUAUCCUCACAAAAGUCAUCAAUGAGCGGGUCCCCAAAGAUCAACAAGAGUGGUUGGAUUGUGUUCAUGCAUCCCAUUGCAAAAAUCAGUUGAUUCAAGUGUAUGGUAUGACACCGUCCCAAUUCGUGUUUGGCCGCAAUCCCCGAAUCCCUGAGAAUCUCAUGGAUGAACCGCUGGAAGUUGUGCCAGCCACUGCAUCCCUGUAUCAGGAAGCCUUGGCCAAGCAAGUUGCGACGCGUCAAGCAGCCAGAAGAGCUGUGCUAGAGCUGCAGGACUCCCGGUCUUUGAAGCUUGCUCUUGCGGCUCGGCCCCGAGUGACAGUUGCCAUGUCUCCCGGUGAUCGUGCACUGCCAAAUCCAUCAGCCGAGCCGUCUGACAUGCCUCAGCCAGAGCCGAUGUCUGUAUCCGACCGCCAACAGCAGUCGCAUGUGUCGUCGGAACUGCCAGAACCCGAGGUUGUAGAUGAGUCUCCCAUGGUUGAUAGUGUUUUCGAUGAUCCUCCGGAUGUUCCGAUGCCACCACAGGUAGCUGCUGAAGCCGAUGUUAGCGUGUUCCGUGGACACAGUUCUGAUGCGAAGUCAUCAGAAGAGGCUGCCAGCUAUGGCCCUGUGCGCAGAAAGGUGUUGAGUAAGCAAGGAGCACCAGCUCUGUUUCGUCCUGGUCGCAUGGCCCAAGAUGAUUUCUCAGAAAUGAUGCAAGAGGUUGUCCCACAAUUGUUGGAACAGGUGCUGCGUAGUGAGAACACAGGUAGGUCCGAGUCGAGCCAGAGCGAAACAAGACCGGCUGCUAGCAAGCGCAGUUCAUCCGAAUCCAAUCCCGAGUCAACCGACUCUGCCAAAAGCCAGAGGACACAGUCCCCUGCUCGGGAUCAGCCUUCCAAUGAUGCGUUGGUCAUUGACCAUGAAGGAUCCACGUUUGCAUGUGAUGAGGUGACCAUUUUGUCAGUAGAACAUUGUUCGUCUCCUUCGACUGUUGAACAAUUGCCUAGGGAAAACCUGACAGUUUCUGAAGCUGAAGAGUUGAGAACCAUGCUAGACAAUGGGGAACCAAUAGAAACCUUGAUGGCUAGCUACAUGCAAAAGAAGUCAGCCAAAGAGAUCCGUAGUGCAGGAAAUCCCCCUGAACUCCAGCGUAAAGUAGAUGAAGCCAAGUUGUUGGAGUGGAAUACCAUCCUGGCCAAACAUGCUGCUCGGUUGGUGUUGGGUCCCGAGGCUGAACAGGUACGCAAACGUAUGCCAAAUCGCAUCAUGGGUAGUAGGUAUGUAAUCACAAUCAAGCAGGAGGAUGAUGCUCCAGAGCGUGUCAAGGCACGCUGGUGCCUACAGGGUCAUUUGGACCCAGACCUUGGAGUGAAGGCCGUCACCGGUGACUUGCAGUCGCCAACGUUGUCACAAGUUGCUAGGCACAUGUUGUUUCAGCUCAUUGUUUCCAAAAAGUGGCGUCUCAAGUUGGGCGACAUCAAAGGAGCCUUUUUGUCAGCUGGCGAUCUUCCUCUCAAAUAUCGACCAUUGUUUGCACGCUUGCCGCAAGGCGGCAUUCCAGGCAUUCCGGAAGAUGCUCUCAUAGAAGUGGUAGGCCAUGUAUACGGGUUGAACGACUCACCAUCAGCAUGGUAUCGAAAGCUGUCAACAGUUUUGCUGGAAGCGGGUUUUGAGAAAUCACGUUUUGAUAGCUGCCUCUUUUACAUGAGAGAGAACGGAGAGCUGACUGGCAUCUACGGUGUUCACGUAGAUGAUUGUGCAACAGGUGGACAUGGACCUAAGUAUCAAAAGGCUCUCAAGCAUUUGCAAGAGAACUUUGAAUUUCGGAAGUGGCGCGAUGGCAUAGAGGGAGGGGAUUUUUGUGGUGCUAGCUAUACUCAAGAUCCUAUUUCCUUUGAAGUGCAUAUGUCACAAAGCAAGUUCAUUCAGAAGCUUCGUCCAAUCCACUUUAGCAAAGAUCGUUUGCGAGACAAGUCGGCCGAGCUCACUCCCAAAGAAGUGAGCUGUCUGAGAGCAGUGAACGGUAGCCUGAAUUGGCUGGCCACACAGUCCAGACCAGAUUUGGCUACUCAGGUCUCGUUUUCCCAACAAUCCUUUCCAAGUCCUACAGUUUUGGACGCACUGGCCGCGAACCAUGCUGUCCGACGUGCCCGGCAACAUGCCGAUCAGAACCUGAGAUUUUCCAGUAUUCCGGUUGACAAGUUAUCCAUCAUGUGUCAUUCUGAUGCAGCGUUUGCCAAUGCUAAAGCAGGUGCCACACAAGCAGGUUACAUGAUCAGUUUCACUCAUGCAGACAUGGAUGUUGGUGCUGAGUGUUCAUGGUCGCCAAUAUACUGGAAAAGCGCACGGCUGCCCAGAGUCGUGAGCUCUACUCUCAGCGCUGAGGCACAGAGCAUGGCUGUGGCUACAAGUAUGUGCGAAUGGGUUUCUCUUUUGCUGUCAGAGGCGUUGGAUGGGCCUCGCUAUGUAUACAACUUUUGGAAUCAUGCCUCCAAGCGAUUGAUGCUGGUUGAGAGCCCUGAGGCUUUUGAUCUCCUUAGAGCAUGCAUCCGCUCGGCACGUUAUCAGAUAAGUCCCGAGCAAAAGAUCUUGGAACGAAGGGCUGAGAUGCCUCGAACUGAUGCCGAGCCUUCCACUUGGACGGUCAGCGACUUUGAUCAGUGCGUGCAACUGGUCCUGGUUGCGCGUAGUCGUGGAGGCUUUGAUGAUGUGAUGGACCGUGUCAAGAGGAUUGAGAAUGGACUCCACACGGAGUUUAAUGCAGUUGGUCUCGCCGACGGUGAUUACCGUUUGUGUGAUGAGUUUAUCUCUGGCAAGGGUGCCAUGACCGACGGCUCAAAACGCCGUUUUGACAACGACGCACCGGUGUCAGGAGAUGUGGAGUGCUCAGCUGGAUACGUGAUGCCGAAUGUGGGUGAUGUUCCUUUCUCAUCUCAUGCUUCUACGGUGGAAGUCCCUCUGAAGAUGUGCUUGCCUCCAGGCAUUACGUCAGUGCCUGACUGGGGAACUUACAAAGUGAGUUUUGGGAAGUUUCAGGGGAAGAAGACGUAUGCAGAAAUUCGUCAUGAAUCUACUGCAGAGAUGGCCUCAUACCGCGGCUAUGUGAUGUCACAUCGAAAGUCUGGAUCAGCUCAGUUGAAGGAUUUGGCAGCUUACCUCAUUGCUGCCGGCUACGCAGGUGAAGAGCAGUGGCGUCGAGUCCAGCCCAAAGCGGAGCCGGACGAGUUUCGGGUGACCAUCCGUGUCUUUCCCUUGUUGUUGGCUCAGGGGCUUUGGUCCAUCUUCGUGGUUUGCGUGCAUUUGGUCACAGGUUUCAGGUGGACCAACAGCUCCAUUAUUCAUCCGCUCUUGGUCGGAGUGCUGGGCCUGCUGUUGGCCUUUCGCACCAACCAGGCAUAUGAGCGUCACUGGAGUUGUGGAAAAGCUUUAGCCGACCUGCAAAAGGUUCUCCAGAGCAUGCUGAGGUAUGCUGCACAUUUGUCUAGAGAUGAUUGGGAAAUCUACUCCUGCAUUGUGAGGCAUUUGAUUGCCUUUCCGAUUGCGCUGAAGCAACACCUGAAGCGCAGUCGUGAUCCAGAAGAAUACAUGCGAGUCUUAGAGUAUACCGAGAUCGACGAUCUAGUAAGAACGGGAAGGCCACAUACCUUGAUCUUGUCCAGUCUGUCCAUGCUUAUUAGGCCCCUUCGACAUCGCGAUGACGGCGAGGGAAAGAGCCUGGCUCUGUGGACGCAGAUGGACAACUGCAUCACACAGUUGCAGGCGAUUUCGUGCAAUCUGGACCUCAUUGUUCAAUUGCCAUUGCCUGCAAGCUACACGGUCCACACAAGUCGCUUCAUUCGUCUUUGGAUUGGCACUUUACCCUUCGUCUUGCUGGGUUUCAUUCGCCCUGUCCUGGUUCCCAUCAUCGUUUUACUCAUUGCCUGGGCACUUUACUCCACAGAGGAGUUGGCUCAGAUCAUGGAGGAACCCUUCGGGGAUGAGAUCGCAGGCAAACCAGAAACCAUCAAGCUCGACGUUUUUUGUCGACGCAUCAUUUUUGCUCUUAAGCAGCAGGUAUGGGUGCAGGAGACCUUGGACAGUCGCGUAAACGCGCGUAGCUGGGUCAUUACCCCUGAGGAUCUACCCAAGGUUCGGCAGCUUGAGAAAGAGGAAGCCUUCAACAAGAAAAAUGCCUGGGACGUCGACUGA